Molecule: messenger RNA, 1595 nt
Organism: Calypte anna (Anna's hummingbird)
Lineage: Eukaryota; Metazoa; Chordata; Aves; Apodiformes; Trochilidae
Gene: ATF4
Product: activating transcription factor 4
Exons: 3
Coding region: 436-1503 (355 amino acids)
Biological process (GO): regulation of transcription by RNA polymerase II
Cellular component (GO): ATF4-CREB1 transcription factor complex; ATF1-ATF4 transcription factor complex; nucleus
Molecular function (GO): DNA-binding transcription activator activity, RNA polymerase II-specific; RNA polymerase II transcription regulatory region sequence-specific DNA binding
Source: RefSeq, a predicted model, not a curated record
CUGAGAUAGGCUACAGGCCAGCGGAGGCUGGUUAGAGGCAGGUGACGCUUGGCGGAAGGAUACCUUCUUCCGGAUCUUGUUUCGCUUGGGGCGAAUCUAUAUAAAGACGUCGGGGGUGCGCUGCCACCUCAUUGUGUGUCUGUAUCGGAGGAGAGAGGUUGAGAUAGUGUCAGUUCGCGCAGCAACUUCCCGCGCAGCGCGGACCGGAGCAGUCUCCCCUCCCCUGGCCGCCAUGGCUCUUUAAGGGCGGCAGGGCCAGCGGCGGCAUCGGCCAGUGCAGCAGGCGCAGCAGCAGCGGCGGCGGCCUCAGCACACCCCCGGCAUCUGCAACCAUGGCGUUUUUCAAGGCACCGCACAGCAGCAUUGCUGUAGUCGACAAAAAGACCCUGUACUUGUCUUCAUCCUUGGACAUCAAAGCAUUAAAAACUGACGAAGAUGAGCCUCUUGAACAACGAGAUGCUGUUGGGGGAUUCAUUAUCCCCCUUCAGCCAGCCGUGUUCGGUGGCUGAGGAAAGUCUCGGACUCCUAGAUGACUACCUGGAGGUGGCCGAGCCCCUCAGUUCGCAUGGGUUCUCCAGCGACAAGGCUAAGGCAGUCUCCUCCAAUUGGCUUGCUGUGGACAGUUUAGGCAACACCAUAGAUAGCAGCCAGGAGGAUGCCUUCUCUGGCAUGGAGUGGAUGGUGGAGAAGAUGGAUCUGAAGGAAUUUGAUUUUGAUGCCCUAUUAGGUAUGGAACAUCUGGAAGCCACCGUCUCACCAGACGAGCUGAUGGCCACGUUGGAAGACACGUGUGAUCUCAUAUUUAACUCUACCAUCCAGGAAUUUCACAACAAAGAGCCUCCACUGAUAACUGACCUAAUCACCCAUCUCCCUGAAUCUCCCGUUGGAGUAGAUCCAAUGGCUCCAUUGGCUUCCCUCUGGUCUUUUCCCCUCUCCCCUGGGUCUCUCACUUCCACUCCAGACCAUUCAUUUAGUUUAGAACUAGGUAGUGAAGUGGAUGUUCUGGAAGGAGAAAGAAAACAGGAGGGCCCCGCCUUUGUGGUAGUGAUAACCAAGUCUGAAAAAGAGGAGGAGAACCAUUCAGAUGAUAGUGGAAUAUGCAUGAGCCCAGACUCCUACCUGGGAACCCCCCAGCAUAGCCCUACCAACUCAGUUGGAUCCCCAAACCACAACCAGUUUCCUGCAGAUGCCAGCUGUGGCUCUGUGCGGUCCAAACCAUAUGAUCAACCUGCAGAGAAGGCAGUGUCAGCAAAGAUCAAAGGAGAAAAGAAAAUAGAUAAGAAACUGAAAAAGAUGGAGCAGAAUAAGACAGCUGCCACACGUUACAGACAGAAGAAGAGGGCGGAACAGGAGGCACUGUCUGGGGAGUGCAGAGAGUUGGAGCAGAAAAAUCAGGCUCUGAAGGAGAAAGCUGAUUCCCUUAGUAAGGAAAUUCAGUACUUAAAAGAUCUGAUUGAGGAGGUCCGCAAGGCCAAGGGCAAAAGAGCUAGAGUCCCCGAGUAGGGUAGUCGGCAGUUUUUAUGUGCAUGUAUAUAAGUUUGCUGCUAAAGCUGUGUAUUGCUGUCUUAAUAAAUUAUUUUAUAGUAAACUUGCAA